Messenger RNA from Drosophila busckii, 5710 nucleotides. RefSeq names its product protein sprint (gene spri). Gene Ontology annotation, molecular function: guanyl-nucleotide exchange factor activity; small GTPase binding. The transcript is spliced from 9 exons. The coding region runs from base 126 to 5435 and encodes 1769 amino acids. Gene Ontology annotation, biological process: vesicle-mediated transport; signal transduction. Lineage: Eukaryota; Metazoa; Arthropoda; Insecta; Diptera; Drosophilidae. Gene Ontology annotation, cellular component: endocytic vesicle; cytosol. The record is from RefSeq and is a predicted model, not a curated record.
UAAAAUAAAAUAAAAUAAUUCAACAUCAGCAACAAAAGGCACGCCGGACUCUAUGUCUGUGUGUGAAGCAAGCUCUAAAUUUGCAUAGACGCUGUUAAAGAAAAGCAUUUUCCACUACGCUCACCAUGUCGCUCGAAACAAGAACAACAACAACAACAACGACGGCAACAGCCACGACCACAGCGCUGCCCUUGGCAGAGGAUAACUCGAAGGUGGAGGUGAUAGUCUAUACUAGUGCCAAGUCGGACAAGACACUCAAACAGAAUAUGAAUGCCAGGGAUGAAACAUUACGUAAGCGCACCUCGCUCAUCAUUGUGCCACAACAGGUGGAGCUGGAUGUGGAUGAGGCCACCACCGGGCAUGGCCUUGACAAUCGCAACUCCAUAGCAAGCAUGGACAGCUGCCUGUCCACCAAUACCAGUCAGAGCAACCAGUCGAGCUCCAGCGCCAGCUCCAGCUCGAGCAGCAGCUCUGAGGAUGCCCACGCGGCCUAUCAGGAUCUGCAAAACGGCAACGCAGCCGCUACGGACUUGACCUCCUCCUCAUCGGAGAGCACUUCAUGCUGCAGCUCUGUGGACUAUUCGCUACGCGAGCAACUGCAAAACUUUGCCAAUUGCAGUGGGGAUCAAUUGAAAUGCAUCAAUGAGCUGCCCACAGCGGCGCAGCUGCUCAAGGGCAUGUCUCUGCCCGUGGAGCAGUUGGAGCAACAGCUGUCACAUUGCGAUACGCUGCUCAGUCCGCAGGAGGUUCCCCUGGGUCGGCGCUACGCCGAGGUAGCGCAGUUCAAGUCCCACGGCAAAGCAAGAGCAAGCGAACAGCAACAACAACAACAACAACAACAGUUGCCAGCAGCGGCGUCAGCUGUUGCAGCUGCUGCGGCUGCGUCUGGAACGCCCACAAUUGACAAGUGCGAUGUGCCCGCUGUAAAGAGCAGCAACAACAAUCAUCAGCAUCAUAAUCACAGCAACAACAACAACAACAACAACAGCAGCCUUGCGCCACUAAAAUCUCAGCAACAAACAUCGAACAACAACAAUGGCAACGGCCACGGCAACGGUAACAAGUUGAACGGCCAAUUAAAUCUCAAUACGAGCAAUAAUUGCAACAUGACACCCACCAGUCAUGUGGAUGCAACAAAGAAUCCAGACAGUCGUUGCAGCAGCAGCUACGAGCCGGAUGCUGAUGAUGCAACCGAAUUGUCACAUAACGGCGCCUUUGAGGAUGACAUGCAAGCGCUCUUGCCCAAAUCGACGCGACGCUCCGGGGAUGAGCUCAGUCAGUCACGCACAUCUCUGGUUUCGAGCUCGGAGGGCGGCAUUCUAGCCGAAGGCGAGACAAGCAGCGAGGAGAGCUCACGCGACUCCAGCGACAAUUCGCCGCCCUGUGAUUUGGGAUUGAUGGAACGAUUGCUCUUAACGCAUCCCAUGUGGUUUCUACCCGGCAUCCAGCGAUCCGGUGCCGUGCACUUGCUGCAGGGCAAGGAAGAGGGGACAUUCAUAGUGCGUGGCUCGAGUCAGCCGAACACGAUGGCGGUGUCCGUGCGGCUGCCACAGGACACAGGUCCCUACAUAGAGCACUACCUGAUUCAAUCGCAGGACAACAACAUUCUCAGUCUGGAGAGCUCACGCUUCAAGUUCGGCUCCAUCCCAGCCUUGAUAGCUCACUACGCCCAAUGCUGCGACGAGCUGCCCGUGCAGCUGAUGCUGCCGCGCGUGCUGCGUGAGGCGAACAAUCGCAAGAAGCUGUCCUCGCUGGCGCUGCUGGGGCAGGAGUUCUGGAGCUACGCCAGCAGUCCGGCCGUGCUGGGUCCUCCCGUGGCUGCUCAACAGGCUGCAGUAAAGUCGGCGGAGCUGCAGCAGCUGCUGGAUGCCAAGUCGCCGCUGUCGUUGACCGAUACCAGCGGCCUGGGCACCGCUACGUUCUUUAGCGAGGCGCUGGUGCCGAAACCACCGGCGGGUACUGCGGGCAACGGCCCAGGCACCGGCCCUGGUCCAGUGGCCCAGCAAACACUCUUCAGUCCCACGGGCAGUGGGCAGCUGAUGGGCUUCUUUAGCCAGGCGGGAACGCCCUCGGAUACCAACUCGAGCAUGAGCUCCUUCACCACCAGUGGUGGCCAACACAUGCAGCUCCUGAGUCCCAAUUCAGUGGACUCCGUCAUACUCACCAUGUCACCCGUGGAUGCGCAAGGAUUUCUACCUGGAGGCGCCAGCGCCUUGGACACGCCGCUGCAGCAGCAGCAGCAGCUACCAGUAACCAGCAAUAAUCUGAGCACAUUUAAGCAGAACAACAACACCACCAUAGCGUGCACAAGCGAAUUGGAGCAAGUGCGUCCGCAACGUCCGAAGCCGCCAAACACAUUGAAUCUCAAGCCCCCAGCGCCGCCCAUGCGCUGGUCCAAGCCACACUCGCCUGAUCAGCUGAGCAGCAACUUCACCGUGACCACCACGGUCACCUUCUCCAUGGACAGCAACAAUCCAGCAAGCAACGCCGCUCCCGGUGCAGCUGCCACACCCAACCCUGCACAAUUUGUGGAGGUCACCACGCCCGCCUCCAACAAUCCCUUCAACGCCCUGCUCAAUUCUCAAGCCAGCACCAGCACAUUUCAGACCUUCGCCAAGCGCUUGUCGCCCGAGGGCGAGUGCAAGGACACGCUCUCCUCACAGAGCUCCUCCCAAGGCUCCUGGCCAGCACAGUCGCAGUCGCAGUCCCAAUCGCAGUCCAGUCGCGACUCCAGUCACAGUCAGCGCAAGAUCUUGUCGCCCAUUACCCCAAACGGUGCCGGCGGCGGCGUCGGCGGCAGCAGCAAGUCGCGUAAGUCUCGCAUACGCAAAGAGUCCAAGCACUACCAGGAAUCGGAUAUUUUGGAGAGUCCGCCGGCGCAGUAUUGCGCCAGCGCCUUGAGCGACAAGAUAAGCGACUACGAGGAUGUGUGGACCCAUGAUCCCAGCGAUCGUGCCAGCCUGUUGACCAGCUUCAAGCCAGGCCUGGAUCGUCGACCAGAUUUGUUGGCGGAAACACCAAGCACGCCCACAAAACAACUGCUGUCGCCUUGCGAGGAGCUGAGUCAGCCGCUAGAGAGCAGCCAGCAGCUGAUGCAGUUCUCGGGCGAUGCACAGCCUCGCUCCCGAGCGGGCUUGCUCUUGCCGAACCUAAGGCCCGCUGGUGAGGCUGUGGCCAUGACGCAGUCGCUCACCGAGCCACAAAGCAAUUUGGCUGAUGAUGGGGGCGAUACCACACCCACUGCGGCACAGACACCUGGCUCACGCAGCAAGCAAGGCAGUCCCUUCUAUGCCGAGCCGGCGGAUGCACUGCGUCAGGCUGGCCUGACCAAUGCGGCAGCGGCCAUAUUGCGGCGCCAGCAGCGCAGCCAACUGUUGCCGGCCAACCAGCGGCACUCAGAGCCGCUCAAGGCGGGCCUCACUUCUGCGGUGGCGACGCUGCUGCUGCCCGCUGAGCUGGAGAAGCUGGCGGGCAGUCUGGACGAGCUGAAGCAGAAGCCCAAACCGCCGCCGCCACAGAAGCGUGAACGGAAUCGCAUUGAUCAUUGGCAGCUGGACAGCAGCUGGGAGUUUAUGGCCAAGCAGGAGACGAAUGUUGCUGCUGGCGCGGGCGCCGGCGCCGGCGUCGGCGCUGCAAUGGACUGGCAGGAGAAGGAGAACUCGCUGGGACGUGACAAGGACAACAACCUGAGCGGCAAAAAGCGACCGCUCACCGUGCACCAGAUCAUAGCCAAGCGCCUGCCUGAUCUCAAUCUGCCGGAGCUUGUUCGCUGCUCCACGCCGCUGCAGACAGCACUGGUGCCGCUGCCGGCAGCGCCGCAGGAGCGCAACGGCAACCACGAUGGCAGCCAGAAGUCAUUCCAAAGUCAAAACGGCUGCCGUCUGUCCGCCUACGACAAUGUGGAGCGCAGCAACUGCGCAGCCACCUUUUGCCAAACCUACUACGGCGGCAUUGACUCUGCUCAGUCCGACGACGGCACCGUGUUCUCCGAGCCCUGGGACUCCUCGCAGUGGGACUCGCUCAUGCCCAUGCAGGAUGACACCACCAUGAACUCGGACACCAUUCACUUGUCCAAGUGCCGUUCGGCGUUGUCGGAGGACGACACCAUUAUCGAGGAGUUCAGCAGCACCAAAGAUGGCAGCAACAGCAGCUGCAACCAGGACACGCUCAAGGCCAACAAGCAUGCCAACCACAGCCAGACCAACAACAACCACACCAAGGCUAAGGUGGCAACCAUAUUGCGCAACCCUAGCAUGCGGGAUCGCGAGAUAUUAUGUCAUCCACGCAACAAGCUGAACGUGCAGAGCGCCGGGCCCGGAGAUUCGCUGAGGGCCUACACACUGCAACUGGCCCAAGAUCCGAGCUCCACGUUCGCACGCAACAUUGAGAACUUCAUCAGCUGCACCAAGGAGUCGCGCGAAGCGGCGCCACAGGUCAUAAUGCGCAACAUGCGCCAGUUCAUGAGCGGCAUGAAGAACUAUCUGGUGAAGCAUGGCGAGGGCAAGUUCCAUGCAGAGCUGGAGACGGCGCGCGCGCGCUUGAAGGCCGACGAGUUCCUCAACCUGGACACAAUGCUCGAGACGGUGAUGCAUCAGCUGGUGGUGCUGCCACUCCGAGAGCAUCUCUACGGCAUAUUUGUGGACUACUAUAAACGCAGCGAGGACAUUCAGCUCCUGGCCCAGAACGUAAGCUAUGCCUGCGAGCGCGAUGCCUCCGACUUUGGCAUACGUGCCACAGUUACGCCGCCGUCGCAGUCGGCGUUGCGCCUGAUUGCGAACCUGCUGUGGCGUCUGCAGGAGGCGGAGCUACCGCUGGACAAGCUGGAGCUGUUCCUUUGCGUUAUCUCCACGGUGUUCGAUGCUACUGGCUGUCCGCGUGGCCAGCAGCUGGGCGCUGACGACUUCUUGCCCGUGCUGGUCUAUGUAGUGGCCAAGUGUGGCUUUGUGGGCGCCGAAAUCGAGGCUGAGUUCAUGUGGGGACUUCUGCAGCCGACGCUGCUCAAUGGCGAGCCCGGCUAUUACCUCACAGCCCUUUGCAGUGCCGUGCAGGUGCUCAAGACAUUUAUGGCUUCCGAGAGUGAGAGCGGCACCGGUUCUCUCGAUUGGCGCGCCAGCUGUUUGCCCGCCUGCUCCAGUGUGCUGCGUGUUAUCAUCCCGGACGAGUGCAACGGAUCACUGCAGACGCGCACGUUGCCGGUGCGACCGCACACAACGACACGUGAGGUGUGCCGCAUCAUCGCGCACAAGGCGCGCAUUACGAAUCCACAGGACUACGCACUCUUCAAGCUGGUCGAUGGCGAGGAGACGCUGCUCACGGACUCCGAGUGUCCACAGGAUGCACGUUUGGCGGCCAAGGGCAAGCACUGCAUGCUCGCAUAUAAGCGCAUCGAUGCCAAGAUCGCCUGGCCGACAGCUGCUCAGCCUGGCAGCCACUGAGCCACUGAGCCACUCAGCGGCGCUAAAGCUAAACACGAAACAAGCAAAGAAUUAUUAUCUGCCCCCUCCUGCCCUGCCCCUAAUCUUGCUCACUAACAAGCAUAUUUGAUUAAUAAUUUAUUAUUAUUACAUUAAAAUAUACUUAGUAGCCUGUAAGUAAAGCUAUUUAACGCUAAUACAUCUAAUGUGUACUAAACAAGAACAGUAUUGAGUUAAGCGCGUUUGUUUUUUAUUAUUAAUGUUUUUUUUUUUAUUAUGAUUAUGAUUACUAUAGU